Messenger RNA from Hypoxylon trugodes, 1525 nucleotides. RefSeq names its product NAD(P)-binding protein. The transcript is spliced from 4 exons. The record is from RefSeq and is a predicted model, not a curated record. NCBI's taxonomy places the organism in Eukaryota, Fungi, Ascomycota, Sordariomycetes, Xylariales, Hypoxylaceae. The coding region runs from base 355 to 1188 and encodes 277 amino acids.
AAAAAACAUUAAUUAUUUCCAGUACUGCUCCUCUUUUUAAUGCAUGAAAAUACCUAGGUAAUCACUUAUUUGAUUCAUGUUAUGGUAGUGCAAAAGGCACAUUACUGGCUAUCUGUGCUUUAUAGGUAGGACUGCCGUAAAACAUUUGAUGUUGGUUAUAGUGAAUAAACUUAACUGGAGAUUUCGGUCGCAAGCGGCACAGUCAGGUUUCUAUAUCUGUCGUAACCUCACCGCAGUUUCUUUCGAGUUUCCAUCCUAUCAAUCUCACUAUCAAACUAGCUAUUUCCUCGCUUCCUGCCACAACAAUUCGUCGUUUAUAUACACACUCGACCCCUGGCUAGUAAUUUAUUGACUAUGGCACAAUUCCAGAUUAGUGGUUUUGCUAUUGUGGUUGGGGCCGCCGGUGGAAUCGGCAAGGAGGUCGGUUUGACCUUUGCCGAAGCUGGCGCAAAGGGCGUCCUAUUCGCCGACAUCAAUUAUGAAGGCGUCACUGAGGCCGCCGAGGCAAGCAAAGCCAUAGCGACAUCUCCUAACUAUCGGGCGCUGUCCGUAAAAGUAGAUGUGGUAGAUGUCAAUUCAGUACAAGAAAUGAUUGACCUAGCAGCCAAGGAGUUUGGCCGGAUUGAUUACUGCAUCAACGCUGCGGGGGUUGAUGUCGCCGAAUACGUUCCAUUCGACGAGACUACCCCUGAAGACUACGACCGGGUUCUCGACAUAAACACCAAAAACAUUUUUCUGGUGACAAAAGCAGUAGUCAAGGUCAUGCAAAACCAACAACCAACCCAGAACAAUCUCGGACGACAUGGCAUUCGAGAUCUCGGACGCGGAUCGAUUGUCAAUAUUUCUUCAGUCAUGGCGUUUGGCGCUGUACCCCAUAAGCUGCCUUACACAACGUCUAAACAUGCCAUUACUGGCAUCACCCGGGCUUGUGCAUUGGACUACAAGUUGGCGGGCAUUCGAUGUAACCAAGUAUGCCCGAUCUGGGUCAAGACCCCCAUGCUGGUAGAGGAAUCAAAGAGGCUUCCAGGUGUGCCUGGACUCAUCGAAAAGCUUACUCCUUUUAAGAGGCCAAUUGAGCCGGACGAGGUGGCAUCGGCAUGUGUUUAUCUAUGCAGCCCCAGUGCAGUUAAUAUCAGUGGAUCUAGCGUGAUCCUAGAUUCAGGUCUCAUGUCUGGAUUCUCUCUGUGAAGAAGUUCGCGGGGUGCAUUUAGCAUGGAGUAUGGUAUUAUAUCAUGGCGGUGUUCUUGGAGCUGUGGAUACUCUAGAAUAUGGCGUGAAAAUGGAUUCAGUAACUCUGCCAAAGAUGUUUCUGUGAUAGGAUUUUGCCAGAUACUUUUUAGUGCUGACAACCUUUCCCCGCUUGAAGCUACUCAGUGCGUUUCUGAAAUAGGAAGAUUCGCCUAUAUAGGACUCAAGAUCGGCCAAUUGUCCGAUACAAUACAAUCAUAGCUUCGAUCCCCGCUGUUGCUGCGCCUCACCCGCAUCAUUCUUGCGUAGAAUAUUUGGCCGAAGAUCCGACACAUCG